Molecule: messenger RNA, 1990 nt
Organism: Trichogramma pretiosum
Lineage: Eukaryota; Metazoa; Arthropoda; Insecta; Hymenoptera; Trichogrammatidae
Exons: 3
Coding region: 595-1584 (329 amino acids)
Source: RefSeq, a predicted model, not a curated record
CGCGUACAACGUCUCUCGAGUCCGACACUCUCGAUCGGCUCUCCGUCGCGUUGCUUACUUGCUAAAAUUCGUCUCCUCGUUUUUACGAAAGAAGAAAAAAUAAAUUUUUUCAACUCCUUCGAUCGCUUUCAAAAUGGAGCUUGGAUUUUUCGGACGAUACAUGCUGAAGCACUCGACGAUCUUCGUCCUCACCUACUUGAGCCUGUUUCUGGCGCAUCGGGCCUGGGUGAUGUACAGUAUUUACACGUUUCGCACGCGAUUACCCAAGUACGAGGCUCCCGAGGCGGACGACGACUUCUGGAACGAGAGACGAUAGGACAUGCGGACACGAUGGAUUUGUAAAUAAUUUUUGUUUGGUCCGGGAUCGCUAUUGUGUACAUUUAUACUCUGCCUCUCUGCGUUGGGCAUCUGUGACUGCGAUCUACGUAUUUAUUAGUUCCUAUAAUUCCAACCGCUCGGUGACAUCAUCUUAUCCAGCCGACACGGCGAUACUUUUGACGCUACGCACGCAAGUUUUCAAGUUCUUAAUUAACCACCCACACACACACACACGUACUCGUACCACUACUACUCGGUCCUACCCCUCCAAAAAUCAUGAGUCGCUCGAAGAGUCGUCGAAGUGCUCCAGCGGCGGCGGCUCUGACGCACGCCAACUUGAGAUUGCACGCCGCGCGAAACAGCUGCGGCCAGACGCCCGACAAUUCCGAGGAAUCCUGCGGCAACUCGACCACCACUGCGUACUCGGCGGUCUUCGCGGCGGACGACAACAACAACAACAACAACGACGACUACGACAGCUCUUCUUCCAUCAGGCAUCGAUUGAAAAGAAAAUGCAGUAGAAACGUCUCGUACACGGACGACGACGCCUCGUACCCGGUCGAGGUGACCAAAAAAUACAAAAAGCGCGGCAGACCCAGGAAGAAAGCAGCAGCGAAUUUGCCGACGCCCGAUCUUCAAGUGGGUACCGCACCCUCGAUCGCGUUCAGGAAGGAUAUCGGCGUCGCGGAGUUGGAGUCGUACAUAAAGUCGCGCUGGGGUGGACUCUUGAAUUUCGACGACAAGAAGAACAAGAGGAAGAGGAAGAGGAAGACAACGACGACGACGACGACGUCUAGGAAGAAGAAGAAGAAGAGUCAAGCGGUCGAACUUCCCUUGGCCGUGGUCGAGUACAACGAGGCGCUCCGCGACAAGGGACCCGAACUGCCCGAGCCGAUAAUCGAUUACAACAACAAUCUCGGCGACGAUAGUUCGAACGUGUCGUCGACUACGGCCACGGCGGCCGCGUCUGAGGACACGACAAAGAUCUUCGUCGAUCGUCCGGACUUCGCGGCCAGACUGGGCGAGUUGCGCGCGAUCCUGCCCGCCCUCGCCGCCCGCCUGCAGAGCUACGAGAUGCUGGCCGCGGCCGGCGAUUACGUCGACUGCCUGAUCGUGCUGUUCUAUUAUCUGGAGAGACGAGAGGCCAGAAUAUCCAGCUCGAUGAUGACCAUGGUCGAGGAGAUGAGGAGGCAAGAUACGGUGGCGGCGUUCGACGAGAAGGUACGACGCGGCUACGACGUCUACCUGACCAUGAUGGGCCAAUGAUAGUCGGCCGCAUGUGUGCGAGACGUGUUAUAUUACAUCAUUAUUAUUUAUUUAUUUAUAUAUUUAUUUUUUUUAUAUCGACCGCACAGCUCGUAAUUCGUUACGAAUUUGAUAUUGUACAUAUUUUUAUUAUAUAGUUUGUUUAUAUAAUCCCCCCACCCACCCUUGACUAUUUGUAUAUAUAAACUAUGUAAUACCGACGAUUAUCAUAACUAUAAUUAUGAGAUAAAGAAGAAAAUUAAGUAUCUAGUCGGCGCUUUGAUGACAACGUUAUGUAACGAAACAUUCGCCUCUUUUCUUUAUAAAUUUUACAUUAUAUUAUAAUAUUAUAAUCCACGACUAUAUACCCGGCGUUAUACGAUCGAACAAAAAGUUUACAAAUAAAGCAUCAUCAGAGAAUUAAAAA